Molecule: messenger RNA, 1095 nt
Organism: Rhincodon typus (whale shark)
Lineage: Eukaryota; Metazoa; Chordata; Chondrichthyes; Orectolobiformes; Rhincodontidae
Product: charged multivesicular body protein 4b-like
Exons: 4
Coding region: 316-708 (130 amino acids)
Source: RefSeq, a predicted model, not a curated record
GAAACCCGGAAGUGGGGAGAUGUGCCUGGCUGGUAGAGCAAGUUGUUGUUGAGUUUUGGAGUUGGACUCAACUAGUCUUUUCCUUAAUUUACAUACAUUUAAGAGGGUGGGGGAGAUAAAAAAAAAAAGGCUGCAAGUUUCUGGAAAUUCAGCCCAGGCAGAGUUGACAGGUCUCCAAGGUUGAAGAAAAGGAAGAACAGUUGCUUUAUUUGGGUGUUUAAAACUUUGAUUUUAAGUUCAGUUUGUUUAUCUCUUUCCCUUCCCCCAUCACCUCACCGUUCCCAACCUUGAAAACUACUUCCUGCUUUUGGAGAGAUGAGUUCAUUGGGCAAGUUGUUUGGAUUUAAAGGGAAGGGAUCGAAAGGCGUGGCUGCCUCUCCCCAGGAGGCGAUUCAGAAGCUGCGCGAGACCGAGGGCAUCCUGGUCAAGAAGCAGGAAUUUCUAGAGCAGAAGAUCCAGCAGGAGUUGCAGUCGGCCAGGAAGCACGGCACCAAAAACAAACGUGGUACAGAACAAGCCUGCGAUGAGUUACUCGCGGAGCUGGAAGAGAUGGAGCAGGAGGACCUGGAGAAAGAUCUCCUCAACGUUGGGGACGAGAACGUGGCAGACCUUCCGAGCGUGCCAGGCACCAAGCUGCCCUCCGCCCGAGAGGCGAAGGCCGCUGAAGAGGAUGAAGACCUCAGGCAGCUUGAGAGCUGGAUUUCCUGAGCCCCCCAGUUCUCCUGGGUGGUGGGGGAGGUGGGGCGUGCGCGGGCUGGGGUGGGGGCUGACGGUGGGACGUGUCUUUUGUUCCCCCACCCAAGUGAUCUCUGCCUCCGAUCUCUACUCGUCUGGUCUUCCACCGUCUCCUGCACUGACCCUGACCUCCCUGCAGCUCCAGAAACCUCCCACCCCACCCCGAGGCAGAAUCUUACCCACGCCCCCACGCUCUGUAUCUAACCCCGUGCUGUCCCUGGGAGUGGUUGAUGGGGCAGAGGGGGAAUGGUGUAGAGGGGGCUUUACUCUGUAUCUAACCCCGUGCUGUCCCUGUCCCUGGGAGUGUUUGAUGGGGAGGGGGACAGUGUAGAGGGAGCUUUACUCUGUAUCUAACCCCGU